This is a messenger RNA of Petromyzon marinus (sea lamprey), 2831 nucleotides long. Its product is annotated as von Willebrand factor A domain-containing protein 7-like. The record is from RefSeq and is a predicted model, not a curated record. NCBI's taxonomy places the organism in Eukaryota, Metazoa, Chordata, Hyperoartia, Petromyzontiformes, Petromyzontidae.
UGAGUGGCCUUGACGACACAGAGCUGGUCAGACCGUUAAGUGGCCUAACUAAAAAAAACUAUAUAUAUUAUGAAUCAUUGGCUGAGAACACCUACGUACAGUAUACAUUUUGGGAGAGAUUGCUUGGAUGGGUCGACCACCAUAUACUGCAGAUUGUCAUAGGCUGCUGUUGUACCGUACGUCUAUGCAUCACGCAUUUGUAACCUCUUUGUGCUGCACAGUGACCCCAACGUGUACGAAUGUCUGAACAACAUCAUCCCAGCUUUAACGCUCACCAGUGGAUACAGGCCUGGCAGAAUGUGCAAAAAUAAACCUGCAAGCAAGUGCAGUCAUGGCGGGAUAAACGAUGUGUGGCAGAACGAGACUGCGACGGGUGGCAUCAACAAGGAGACUCUGGAGCCAGAGCUCUCUCCGCACCACUACCAUCACGACGAAGCGGGGCAGGUGGCCAUGAUCGCCACGCGAGACGCCCUCGUCAACUCCGCGGGCAGCGUGCUGGAGGAGCUGGGUGAAGAGCUCUUCAUGCAGCUGUUCAACCUUGAGCGGCACUCACUCGUCUACGUGGUGGACGUGACGGGCAGCAUGGGCGAUGACAUCGCUUUGGUGCGCGACAAGACCAAGGAGAUGGUGCUGAAAGUGGCCAACAAAACGGAGGCCCCCGAGACAUAUGUGCUCGUCACCUUCAGUGACCCCGAGGUUUACGAACCAUUUAUCACCAAGGACUGGACAGAGAUGUACCAGGCACUGGACUCUCUGGAAGUUGCUGGUGGCGGAGACUGCCCUGAGAUGGCGCUCUCAGCCCUGGAGCUUGCGUUGCAGAUCUCGCAGCCUGGGUCGGAUAUUUACCUGUUCACGGAUGCGGGAGCAAAGGACGAGGCGGACAAGAAGGAUGCAGUGAAGGCGCUGUUUGAGAGCACAGAUUCCCGGUUGCAUGUGUUCAACACGGGAUCCUACUGUAUGGCCCGAACACAGCGAGACCUCUACUCACGCGCCAGCGAGCCACGUCAAAAUAUAUACGAGACCCUGGCAGCGCUGUCGGGUGGCCAGUAUAUCCUGACGAGCAAGGGCGAGCUGGCCGACGUGCUGGGCAGCUUGGAGCUGAGCCUCAACGCGGCACCCGUCUCUGUGCGUUACGUGGAGGUCACGACCCCGGACUCUGUGACCUUCCCCGUGGACUCGUCGCUGUCCGAAAUCGUCGUGUCUGUGAGCGGCCCGGCCUUCUUCACUGUGGAGCUGUUACUUCCCUCAGGUGAUCUCGCCACCGACGUGGAGGAGCUCGUGUCCUCCAGCCAGAACGUCGUGCGCAGGGUAACCACAGUGACCCCAGGCACCUGGACGGUCAAAGUCACGGGGUCGCCGGGGCCUCACCUGGUGAAGGUGACCGGGCGGAGCCUGGUCGACUUCACUGCUCAGCUGCUGCAGCGGAUGAACGGGUUCAUGCUGCCGAUUCCGGGGCGCCCCGUCACGGGUGAGCCGUAUCAGCUGUGGGUGAAGCCGAUGGGCAGCGUGGCUGGUUUCUCCAUGUCCAGUGUCCGUCUGCUCUCCGGCAUGGGCAACUUCGAGUACCUGGUCUCACCCACCGAGUCCGAGUUCGGGGUCCCCUUGCAAUUCAAUGACCCCAUGGCGUUCAUGGUGGAGGUGUGCGGCUCAUCUCCGGAGGGCCUCCCGUUCUGCCGCAUGCACACGCAGCGCACGACCGUGCAGAGCUUCCAUCUUGCCCAGCUCAACUUCGAGGAAGCCACGUUGGAGCCCGGUGUGGAGGUGUCCCUCUCUGUGGUCCUGGAGAACCGCGGCGUCGCGGCGUCAUCCUUCUCAGUGUCAGCGCGUGACGAGCUGGGCUGGGCGAGUGCCGUGAGCCCCAGCAGCACCAUGCUGGCACCGGGGGAGAGCGCCACACUCAUCGUUACCGUGGCGGCGCCGCAGCACAUCACCGAGUUCAGCAGCAGCAUGCUGCGCGUCACUGCCGAGAGCUUGGAUUCUCCGGACUCCUCCUACACCCUCAGCUUUCCCCUGAGCGUCUUCAUCGCGCCAGUGGAGAUCCCGGACACGUCCCCCCCUGCGGUGCGAGAGCUGGCGCGGAAUGUGUCGGCGUGCACGGCGGAGGUGCAGCACGGGGGUGAGGCACUGUGUUCGGCGAGCGGCUGGAGCGUCGACGUCGAGGCCAUCGACGCCGAGAUGGAGGGACCCCUCACUGUGAACAUCGCUCUUGGGGACAGAAAUGCGCUGCUAACCGUGGACAGCAUCGGCGGAGUCGACAAGAUUAAUUAUAGGUCCUCGUGCUGCAGCCCAUGGGUGACGCUGGACGUGAGUGAUUUAAUGGGGAACCUGGAGCGCUACUCUCUCGACUUCACCGAGCCAAUGCCGACACAGGACACCACGGCGGCGCUGGUGAUCGCCUUGUCGGUGGUGAGCGUGGUGCUGGUCGUCAUACUCAUCGCGCUGGGAGUGGUCAUCGGACGAUACUGCUGCCGCUCCAAGCGGGCGGUGCAGCAGGUUGCUACGCCCAGCAUCAUCACCAACCCCUGGGCCAAGCCCAUGCAGCGCCCUGAUAUGAAAUAGCAACACUCAGCACAAUCUACACACACCGCAAUCUACACUCAGCACAGUCAGCCUACAUCGAGCAAACCCCCCCACCCCCUUUCUCGGCGAGUUAUUUUGCUCCUAAUGUCUCCCAUGCUCUGAAAUCGCCGUGAUUUUGAAUAAAGGAUUUGAGAAGUUGUGCUGCGGUGGUGUGGUGGAUGGCUGUUGUUGCUACGCACCUCACACAAACACACCAAUCUCACACACUCCUAUCUUGUACUCACACGGAUACAUACCCCUAUCACCUCCGA